This is a messenger RNA of Vicia villosa (hairy vetch), 465 nucleotides long. RefSeq lists its product as uncharacterized. NCBI's taxonomy places the organism in Eukaryota, Viridiplantae, Streptophyta, Magnoliopsida, Fabales, Fabaceae. Bases 1 to 465 code for a protein of 154 amino acids. The record is from RefSeq and is a predicted model, not a curated record. The transcript has a single exon.
AUGUCACCGUAUCAACUUGUGUAUGGGAAGGCAUGCCAUUUUCCUUUGGAAUUAGAGCAUAAGGCAUUCUGGGCAUCAAAGUUUCUCAACAUGGAUCUAUCUAAAGCGGCAAGCUCUAGACUUCUCCAACUCCACGAGUUAGAAGAAUUCUGCAACCAAGCUUAUGAAAAUGCGAAGAUUUACAAAGAGAAAACAAAAAGGUGGCCUGAUGGGAGAAUCCAACAUAAGGAGUUCUGGGAGGGACAACAAGUUCUCUUAUACAACUCAAGGUUGAAACUCUUCCCAGGAAAGUUGAAAUCAAAGUGGUCGGGACCGUUUACGGUUCACAAAGUUUUUCCUCAUGGAGCUAUAGAGAUCAAAAAUCAAGCGAAUGGGGAUAUUUUCAAGGUGAAUGGGCACCGGCUCAAACCAGAUUACCAAGGUCAACCAGGUGGGCGGAUUGAAGUUGUUCGUUUUGAAGGAUGA